Xyrauchen texanus (razorback sucker) is the source of this 7699-nucleotide messenger RNA. Its product is annotated as anoctamin-8-like. NCBI's taxonomy places the organism in Eukaryota, Metazoa, Chordata, Actinopteri, Cypriniformes, Catostomidae. Gene Ontology annotation, molecular function: chloride channel activity. Bases 198 to 3539 code for a protein of 1113 amino acids. The transcript is spliced from 17 exons. Gene Ontology annotation, biological process: chloride transmembrane transport. The record is from RefSeq and is a predicted model, not a curated record. Gene Ontology annotation, cellular component: plasma membrane.
UCUUCCCUUCUUCUUUGUCCCUCCUCCGUCAUAGUCCUCCUCACGCCGCAGUCAGUCUCUCCGGCAUCCCGCUGCAAACAGGAUGACUCACAGCAACCUUCACUUCACCCUCACCUUCAUUUAACCCAGCCAGUGUGUAUGCACGCACACUGCGCCUCAUUUCCACUUUCAUUCCCCGCUGAAUCGGCAGCAGCAUAAUGCCCGACACGGCGGUGGCAGCCGCUGCUGCAUCAUCGGCGAGUAACUGCAGUAGCAGCAGCAGCAGCGACAGCGAGAGCUCACGGCACAGACACCGAGCGCAGGAAGAAGGCGAGCGGACUGAGCAACAUCAGCAAAGCGCAGCCACUCAGCCCACAUCAUCGGGCGUUUUGGAUAAGCUGUUUGGGAAGCGUCUGCUGCAUGCGGGGAGACACAUCAUGUCCCAUAAAUCCUGGAUGAAGACAGUGCCCACAGAGAACUGUGACGUCCUUAUGACUUUUCCAGACAGCACAGAUGACCACACGCUGCUCUGGCUUCUGAACCACAUACGGCUCGGCAUUCCAGAACUCAUCAUCCAGAUCCGACAUCACAAACACACCAGAAUGUACGCCUUCUUCGUUACGGCCACAUAUGAAAAUCUUUUACGAGGGGCUGAAGAGAUGGGACUGCAGAAAGCUGUGAAGCCGGAGUUUGGUAGCGGCUCUCGCAGUUUCUCCUGUGAGGAAGACUACAUCUAUGAGAAUAUUGAAAGUGAACUCUGUUUCUUCACCUCGCAGGAACGUCAGGGUAUAAUCAAAUACUGGCUGGACAAUCUCAGAGCUAAACAGGGCGAGGCCCUUCACAAUAUUCACUUCCUGGAAGGGCAGCCAAUCAUUGCCGAGCUGACAGCGCGAGGUGUGAUCCAGCGGGUCUUCCCACUUCAUGAGCAAAGGAUUCUGGGGCAGCUGAUGAAGUCAUGGGUGCAGGCGGUGUGCGAAAAACAACCAUUGGAUGAUAUUUGUGACUAUUUUGGGGUAAAAAUUGCCAUGUACUUUGCCUGGCUGGGUUUCUACACCACCUCCAUGAUGUAUCCAGCUGUUAUUGGCUUUGUACUGUGGAUGCUCACAGAAUCAGAUCAGACCAGCAGGGACAUCUGUUGUGUGGUGUUUGCUCUCUUUAAUGUGGUGUGGGCCACACUGUUCCUGGAGCGCUGGAAACGCAGAGGGGCGGAGCUCGCAUAUAAGUGGGGUACACUGGACACCCCAGCAGAGUCACUGGAGGAACCUAGACCUCAAUUCAGGGGUGUAAAGCGGUGCAGUCCAGUGACAGGCUAUGAAGAGUUUUAUUACCCCCCGUGGAGGAGGAGAGUGUUCAGAUGGCUUGUCAGCUUUCCUGUCUGUAUUUUAUGCCUUUGCUUUGUAUUUCUGGCCAUGCUCAUCUGCUUUGAGCUUCAGGAAUUUGUGAUGGGGAUCAAGGAGCUUCCACGAGUUGCAAGAUUUAUCCCUAAAAUCAUGCUGGCCAUCACUGUGACGGCGUGUGAUGAGGUGUACAGAAAGAUCGCCUGCUGGCUAAAUGACAUGGAAAACUACAGACUCCAGAGUGCCUAUGAGAAAAAUCUCAUCAUCAAAAUGGUUCUUUUUCAGUUUGUAAAUUCUUAUCUCAGCCUUUUCUAUAUUGGAUUCUACCUCAAAGACAUGGAGCGAUUGAAAGAGAUGCUGGCCACGUUGCUGAUUAUCCGGCAGUUUGUGCAGAACAUGAAAGAAGUCCUGCAGCCCUACCUGGCCGAGCGCCACCGACUAGGAGAGCUCACGCUGCGGGCUGUGUGGGAACUGCUGGUCUCAGCACUGCUCAAGUACGGGCGACUUGCAGCAGGACGAGCACAGGUCUCACCCAGUGGCCCCACUGUGCCCGGGUCAGGUCUGCGGGGCUCACAGAUGGGUGAGGAUAGCCCACAGGAGAGGCGAGAACGCAAGUGUCUGAAUGGUGGCUGUGGUGUCCCGGAUGAAGACGCAGAGGAGCUGCACGGGGAACGACACAGCGAAGAGGAUAACGAAUCAGAGAGCCUCAUCGACUGCGGGCUGAAGCUGCGUAAGGUAAGCUUCAUUGAGAAGGGAGAGCGCAAGUCUACAAGCUGUGUCAGUCCAGUGGACAACAGCUUCAUGGAGGAGGGGAGCCCUACUAUGAUGGAGCGGGGCAUGGAUCCUACCUCUGUUUUCGAGAUAUGCGAUGAUGAUGAUGAUGAGAACGGGCUUCCAGAAAUGAAGGAACUUGCUGCGGAGCCGCUGCCGAUGGGGGUGGAGAGCAGCAUGUCAGUCAGGCUCAGGAAGAGGGGGCGAAGCUUGGAGAGGGCCGAAAGUAAGGCGAAGAGAGAUUCAUGGAUGGAUCCGCCAGUGGAGCAAGAAGCAACCACACUCACGCAGGCCGAGAUAGAGAGCUGCAUGCAAGCAUACCAGAACACAUUUCAAGACUACCAGGAGAUGUUUGUCCAGUUUGGAUAUGUAGUGCUCUUCUCUUCUGCCUUCCCAUUGGCCGCCAUGUGUGCCCUCAUCAACAACAUCAUCGAGCUCCGGAGUGAUGCUUUUAAACUGUGCACCAGCCUGCAGAGACCGUUUGGCCUGAGGGUGGGGAGCAUCGGACAAUGGCAGACAGUGAUGGAUGCUAUGGGUCUGAUUGCCAUCAUCGUGAACUGUUAUCUGAUUGGUCAGUGUGGGCAGCUACAGAGACUGUUUCCCUGGCUUAGUCCUGAGAUGGCUAUUAUCUCCAUCGUCAUCCUAGAGCACUUUGCAGUACUAUUGAAGUAUAUCAUUCAUGUAGCAAUACCAGACAUUCCCAGUUGGGUGGGAGAGGAAAUGGCCAAACUGGAGUUUCAGCGCAAAGAGGCAUUCAAGAGGCAUGAGCGACAAGCACAGCAGCAUUUCCAGCAGCAGCAGAGGAGAAAGCGUGAGGAAGAGGAUCGGCAGCGUCAGGCAGAGUAUCAGGCCCGGCGUGAUAGAGACGAUGGCCGCCCGGACUCCUCGGGUGGUGAUCACCACCACGACAAGAGCCAGAGUGGCAAAUCCAGACCAGGGGGUGGGGGAGGCACUUCUGCAGGGGAAAAACCCAAGCGGCCCAGUUCACUUCUGGGUAACAACAAUGUCAUGAAACUGAAACAGAUCAUCCCUUUGCAGAACAAGUUCUCCUCUGGCACAGCCCGUUCCCCACAGUCGCCCACGGGGAGUGAACCCAAGCUACCGGGUUUCCUAAGCUUCAAGUUCCUGAAGUCUCCUGAAAAUAAGAAGGAGGCAGCAACUGCUUCCACGAGUGCAUCGACAGUUCCUCCACUCCAGGAGAGGGCAGAGAGGUCCCAGUCACCCAACAAGUCCUUCAACCCUGGGAAACUUUUUAACUUUGGGAAAUCAGAAGGAGGGGCAUGUGUAAAUGGGGCUCAGCCCUCAAAACCAGCGGAGGCGGGACAGGUGCAGGACAAGCCAACCACAAAGUCUGACCUCAACGGGGUUCCGGAUGAGAUCCCAUCCCCUUGUGGAGAGAAUGUGGAGAAUGGAUCCUCAUCCGAUGCUGAGCCAUCAGGCACAAAGAUGUAACUACAAAGUGAUUGCCAGUAAAACGCAUGUGUGUACAACUACAUAGUAACACAGAUGGAGGGAGAGUGGAAGGCAGAAGGUCCCCUCCUGUUCUUUGAGACUGUACAAGACCUGACCUGGAAUCUGUUAAGAGAAUAAAAAGUAGGGGGGAAUUCACUAAGAAAUAAUUGCGGCCACUGAUAGCGUUGUUUAUUUAAAUCUGAUGUGUACAUUGUUCAAUGUAAUUUUUUUUUAUCUUAUCCCAGUUUAAAGGAAUAAUUUACCAAAAAAUGAAAAAUCUCUCAUCAUUUACUCAACCUCAUGCCAACUCCGAUAUGUAUAACUUUCUUUCCUCUGCAGAACACAAAGCUUUUUAGAAGAAUAUUUUAGCGCCGUUAGUCCAUACAAUGUAAGUGAAUGGUGAUUAGAACUUUGAAGCUCAAAAAAAUCAUAUGAAGGCAGAAUAAAAAUAAUCCAUGCAACUCCAGUGGUAUAAUCCAUGUCUUCUGAAGCGAUCUAAUCAGAUUUGGGUGCAUACAGACCAAAAUAUAACUCCUUUUUCACUUUUUAUUUCGCCAUUGCAGUUUCUAGGCAUGAUCAUGAUUUUGAGCUCUAUUGCAUUUCAUUGCACUUGAUGCAUGUGCAUAGCGCAAUAUAUUUAUAUGUGGCGUUAUAUGUAUGGAUUAUUUAUAUGCUGCCUUUAUGUGCUUUUAGGAGCUUCAAAGUUUUGGUAACUAUUCACUUGCAAUGUAAGUACCUACAAUGCAGCUCUAUAUGGACCUACAGAGCUGAGAAAUUCUUCUAAAUAUCUUAAUUUGUGUUCUGUAAAAGAGAGAAUGUCAUACACAUCUGGAAUGGCAUGAGUAAAUGAUGAGAGUGUUUUCAUUUUAGGGUGAACCAUUCCUUUAACAUGAAUUCAUGGGUCAAUUAAGUAAGCCAUUUGUAGGUUUACUCAUCAAAAAGUGGCUCUGUUGCAUUAUCAAAUUUGUUUGCUUGAGCAGCCCGUCCCACCCGAUACAGCAACAUUGGCUCAACCAAUUGUGGAAUUUUGGGGAGGGACUCUGUGCAACCACAUUUCUGUUGCAAUUCUGUUUAGUGAGCUAGUGGCACAACAAUUACACACUUCAGUUUUAAUGUACAGAAACACCAGUAUGCCAUUCAUUGUGUAUGAAUAAGACAGUGUUUUUUACUGAAAUACUGAACGCUAAAGUGGCGCAACUGUUUAGUGAAUUCGCCCCAUAAUGCUUACUGCUUUCUAUCUUCCAGAAGAAUCCCCUCCACACACAUGCACACUUAUUUACACACACACAUUGCUUUUUGCAUUGCAACCGCAUUAGGAAUGCAUGAGUUGCAUUUCUGACCAUUUUUAAAGUGCAAUGUUUAAUCAAUAGUCUGAUAAUUGUCAACAUUUUAAUGGGUUGCAAUUAGGAAACAAACAAAACUAAAAAUCAGUUCCCACAAAUUUUCUACAAAUCCCACCAUACAACCUCUAAAAUAUCACAAAAACAAUAAUCAGACAUGCAGCAGUUCUGACUAUGAGUGAAUUUAGGCCUGAAACUUUUGUAUAUUUCAAACAGAUGGUUUAGUAGAGCAAUAGCAUCUUAACAUGCAAAAAAGUACAAGUGGUUUAGUAAAGUGGGUCCAUACUGAAUACCAGGCCAUGCCCUAAAUGGCAAUAUUUUCACGUUGAUUAUGUGAGAUGAUGGUUUGUUGAGGGAUGUUUGGAACUACUAUGUGGACAUAUAAGUAAAGUGAAAAGAGCUGACUAUCACCUCUGGAGUCACGAGUUCAAACCCAGGGCGUGCAGAGUGACUCCAGCCAGGUCUCCUAAGUAACCAAAUUGGCCCGGUUUCUAGGAAGGGUAGAGUCACAUGGGGUAACCUCCUCAUGGUCACGAUAAUGUUGGUCUCGCUCUCAGUGGGGCGCGUGGCGAGUUGUGCAUGGAUGCCGCAGAGAAAGGCGGGAAGCCUCCAAAGAGUAUAUAUAUAUAUAUAUAUAUAUAUAUAUAUAUAAUGAUGAACCAUAAUAAUGAAAACUGCAAAGAGAAAAUGCUAGAGUGGGGUUUGCGUAUGUCUGUGUGUGAUGUUCAUUAUUUAUGUCUAAAUGCUUAUAUCUGUUUUAUCCUGUUCAGCACUAUUGAUGUUAGUUUUCCAUUCUGAACAUAGCCAGCAUCUCCUGAUUUUGCUGGUCAUCACAAUGCAUUUCACCACAAAUAAUGUUAUAAUUAUUGCUCUGUUUUGAACCUUUAAGCUGAUGCAUUACCAUAAGAGCAGACUUUCCUUGCUAAAUAUUAAGCAAGAAGUGUUAAGACAUCUUAAGACAAAUGUGUCAUUGCACUAUGGCAGUUAGGUAGGAAAACAGAUUCAGAGACAUUGCAUAAUAAAUUAGAUAAUUUGCAAGAAAUUGCAUAUUACAUAUAAAAAUGCUGGAUUUCAUUUAUAAAUAACCUACUUAAAUAUUCUACGGUCACUUCUAUUUGUUGCCAACUUGAAUUUAUUCAAGCCUACCUUAAUUUGUAUUUAUGUAAUUGUUUCUUUUAUUAUUAUUAUUUACUGAAGCAAGUCUAAUAUUUACCUUUACAUUGUUUUGAAAGUCUCAUUAUUUUAUCGAAACCCCUCAAGGAUGCUAAGCACAUGCUUCGGAUUUAAAUGUGAAGAAAAACAGAAAGUAUUCAGACCCUUUCACGUUCUCACAUUUUGUUAUGUUGCAGCAUUAUGCUAAAAUGCUUUCAUUUAUUUAUUUCACAUCAAUCUACUCUCCAUACACCAUAACGACAUAGCAAAAACCAGAUUUUUGAUAACUUUGCAAAUUUAUAUAUAUAUAUAUAUAUAUAUAUAUCACAUUGACAUGUGUCUUUCACUGCACUGUAUGUCCUGAGCAACAAAUGGAAGGUAUUGUCUUAAGACAAUGUGCUUAGUUGUUGCUCUCAAAAAAAAAAAACACAACACAGUUUUCAGUGUCAUACCAUGUGAAGGGUUUCUGUGAAGCAGUUGAAUCAGUUUAAAGGUAAUGAGGGGUUCAUUCUAUUGUUGGGAAGAAAUUAGAUGUGCCUGAACAAGAAAGUGGAAAUUUUAAUUUUUAUAUUAUAGUUUCUUAUAGGGGAAAAAAACAUAAACUAUGCAUUUGUUAUUUAUUUGUUUGCCAGGACAGAACUGUUUGUAGUAAUAUUUUGGCCUAAAAGGUGAUUUGGAAAUUGCUUUUUUUAUUAAUUUUUUGGUCAUUACAUUUUAAGUAAGUUUAUUACAUGUUUAAAUCAUUCAUCUUGAUAAUUGUUCAAACUGUUUGUAAUGAUUUUAUUUAAUUGACAAAUUCAUCCAAUAUUACAACCACCUGCCCUCAAACAGCAGUAUGCUUCCUUUGAGAUCCUUGCAUAACAUGCACCAAGAAUCCUGUGAUAAAUGGUACGUACGUUUUUGUGUAGUUUAGAUAUGUGAUGGGGUUUUUUUUCUGCAGUAACAGCAGCAUCCAUGUCCUUUCCCAGGAAUGAGGUGUCUGCCACCUAAAAUUGACCUUCAUUUUGAUUCAAUUGACCUCUGUUGAACUGAAAUCUUUAGCUGUAUGUAAUAACUCACUAAUACGCAUUCAUUUAAAGAGUAACUCAGGUUUCCUAAUUGAUACACCAGAAGAAUCACAUUCAGCAUAGAGGGAAAGAUAAAGUUGCUGAAGGAAAAUUGUUGAAGAGUUCCAGUGUAAGAGACCAUUUUUGUUUGUUGUUUUCUGUAAUAAAUUGAACUCAGCAAUAUGAUAGAUCAUGGUAUGAUCUCAGAAACCAUGAGCCUUCUGUAAUAUUUGGUCAUUACUGUUUCAUCAAGGCACAUCAUGAACAUCUCUCCAGUUUAUUAAGUCAAACUCUUAGCUCUGGCAUAAAAACAUUCACAUUUUAGUUGUCUUUAAAUGAAUGGUGUGAAUAGUUAUGCUACAACUGAUAGUUGGAAGCAUUAUGAGGCUGCUUAUGUUUGUUGUGUAAGAACUGCUUUGCAUUCGGUCUAACUGUGAAAUAUGAAGUGAUUGUGUUGAGAGGGGCCACAUGUGUGCGCAGAAUUCCCUCUCUGAAGGCAACCUCACAAACCUAUCAUGAGCUCUUCCAAUGUUCCACUGUAAAACUUUUCUUUAUUAAAGAAAACAAUAUUAGGAAAUGGAAAUAUUUCUUUUAUUUUGUCAUAUUUUUGUAAGAACUGAAA